Molecule: messenger RNA, 1806 nt
Organism: Penicillium griseofulvum
Lineage: Eukaryota; Fungi; Ascomycota; Eurotiomycetes; Eurotiales; Aspergillaceae
Product: S53 family peptidase
Exons: 3
Coding region: 1-1806 (601 amino acids)
Biological process (GO): proteolysis
Molecular function (GO): tripeptidyl-peptidase activity; serine-type endopeptidase activity
Source: RefSeq, a predicted model, not a curated record
AUGAUUGUGUCACUCUUUGACCGCAGAGCAUUGUCGCUCGCGGUCUUGUCACUUCUCGCGUCCUCUGCUGCAGCUAAUGUAUUUGAGAGCUUGUCUGCUGUUCCUCAGGGAUGGAGAUAUUCUCGCACACCGAGUGCUGAUCAGCCCAUGAAGCUACAGAUUGCUCUGGCACAGGGGGAUACUGCCGGGUUUGAAGCGGCUGUGAUGGACAUGUCAACCCCUGAUCACCCUAACUAUGGGGACCACUUCAACACCCACGAGGAAAUGAAGCGCAUGCUGCAGCCCAGCGCCGAGUCCGUAGGCUCGAUCCGCGAGUGGCUCGAGGGUGCGGGUAUUACUAGGAUCGAACAGGAUGCAGACUGGUUGACCUUCUACACCACUGUGGAGAAGGCAAAUAAGCUGCUGGAAGCCAAUUUCCAGUUCUAUGUCAACAGUGUUAAGCACAUUGAGCGUCUUCGCACACUCAAGUACUCCGUCCCCAAGGCUUUGGAGUCACACAUCAACAUGAUUCAGCCAACCACCCGUUUCGGCCAGCUGCGCGCCAACCGGGCCGUCCUGCACACCCAGGUCAAGGAAACUGACGCAGCUUUCCGCACUAACGCCAUGUCCGCUUCCCCGGACUGCAACAGCGUCAUCACUCCCCAGUGCCUCAAGGACAUGUACAACAUUGGCGACUACAAGGCCAGUGAUACCAACGGGAACAAGGUUGGGUUUGCCAGCUACUUGGAGGAGUAUGCACGAUACGCUGAUCUAGAGCUGUUUGAGAAAAACGUUGCACCCUUUGCCAAGGGACAGAACUUCAGCGUCGUCCAGUAUAAUGGCGGCGGUAAUGAUCAACACUCUCCCGCCGAGAGCAGCGAGGCGAACCUCGACUUGCAGUACAUUGUUGGAGUCAGCUCUCCUGUUCCUGUUACCGAGUUCAGUGUUGGUGGCCGUGGUGAACUUGUUCCCGAUCUCGACCAGCCUGAUCCCAACAAUAACAACAACGAGCCGUACCUUGAAUUCCUUCAGAAUGUGCUCAAGAUGGACAGCAAGGACCUUCCUCAAGUGAUUUCCACCUCUUACGGUGAGGAUGAACAGAGUGUUCCCGAGAAGUACGCCCGUACCGUUUGUAACCUGUUCGCCCAGCUCGGCAGCCGUGGUGUGUCUGUCAUCUUCUCAUCUGGCGACUCCGGUGUUGGUGCCGCAUGCCAGACAAAUGACGGCCGGAACGCAACCCACUUCCCACCCCAGUUCCCUGCCGCCUGCCCGUGGGUGACAUCAGUGGGAGCCACAACUCACACAGCUCCUGAGAAGGCCGUCUACUUCUCCUCCGGCGGCUUCUCCGAUCUCUGGGAACGCCCUGAAUGGCAAGAGGAUGCUGUAACCGAGUACCUCGAUAAGCUGGGCGACCGCUGGUCCGGCCUCUUCAACCCUAAGGGCCGCGCCUUCCCUGACGUCACUGCCCAAGGCCAGAAUUACGCCAUCUACAAUAGGGGCGCAUUGACUAGCGUUGAUGGCACAUCCUGCUCGGCACCGGCCUUUGCCGGCGUCAUCGCCCUCCUCAACGACGCCCGCCUCAAGGCCAAGAAGCCACCUAUGGGCUUCCUCAACCCCUGGCUUUAUUCGACCGGCCGUGACGGCCUAAAGGACAUUGUUGACGGUGGCAGCACCGGCUGCGAUGGCCACGGCCGUUUCGGUGGCCCCGCCAACGGUGGCCCGUCGAUUCCAGGUGCCAGCUGGAACGCUACCAAGGGUUGGGACCCCGUCUCUGGUCUUGGAUCGCCCAAUUUCGGUGCCAUGCUCAAGCUUGCGGGCGCUGAAUAG